CGAAAAAGUGGGCCUCUGCAUCUGCAGCCUUGAGCCAUCGAACGCGACUCCGAUCACCAUCGUCGACCGAGCCGAGACGCCUGCACUCUGCACCACCCUGCACCCUGCCUCCCGCGCCAUCGAGUCUAACUUGAGAUAGGGGGCACUGAGUUGUCGCACACGCAUCGUGGAAGCGAAUACAUAUGGCGUCGACCGAUGAUCCGCUCUUGCUGCUGCGGCAGGCCAUCGCGGCGGGCAGCAAGAUCAUCCCAACCGCGUCCGCCGACUCGUCGGAAGAAGCGCCGCUAUCCAAGGCCACUCAUCUCGUCUUCACCCAACCGACCCGUAUCGCAAUGCCAAUUGAUACGCCGACGCGCUUUACGUCGACCGAAGGUAAAGCUGUCGACGUGCGUUCCAUCUACUUUGCGUGGCUGAACCGCGACUUCGCCAUUCCCGAGUACAAUGCCGUUGCCACCAAACUUAAUGAGGAGAUGGCUGGCUCCACAGCCGUGCACAUGUUUGCCUUCGUCGAGCGUCUCGUGCUGUUUACCUUCCUGGAGGGCGCCCAAGAGGAGAGCGAGUUCAUCAAGCCUCUGCCCGGCGAUAAGGGUGCUGCGACAGGGGCCGGUGCUGCUGCGACAGUGAAGGCUGCGCCAGCCGUGCCAGGUCGCGCAGGACGCGGGACGCUAGAUCCCCGCCUGGCGCAGAUUUACAAUGGGGAGCGUCGCAUGGGAGACCGGAAUACCGUCCUCAGGGGGAUCAAGCCAACUGACUUCUCCCACGUGCGCAAGCUCGCUGCGCCCUUCAUGGCGCGCAAACCAGGUGGCCCUCCCUUCGCCGCCGGCGCCGGCAGCGGCGCGCCCCUUGCGCUCAACCAAAAGCCGGCUCGCCGACCCGACCCCAUCAUCCUCCUCUCGCCCUCGGCCUCCUCCCUCCUGCGCAUGUCCAACGCCAAGGCCUUCCUCGAGGGCGGCCGCUACACGCCCCCGGAUCACAACUCGACCUCCACAAUGCUGCAUAUCUCCCGCACGCUCAAGGACAUCGACCCGUCGCGACCCAUGCGCUUCAUCCUGGUCGAGGGCCCGGAGCAGUUCAAGCCAGAAUACUGGAACCGCGUGGUGGCAGUUUUCACGACGGGGCAGGCGUGGCAGUUCAAGAACUACCGGUGGAGCAACCCCAACGAGCUAUUCAAGCAUGUGCUGGGCGUCUACCUGGGUUGGCGGGGGGAGCAGCUGCCCGAGGCGGUCCGUGGGUUCGGGCAUAAGGUGCUCGCGUGCUCGGUCGAGAAGUGGAGGGAUCCCGGGCAGCCCGGGGCCGAGACUAGUCGGUGGCGGGACAGGGAGGUGGUCGAGGCCAUCUGGAAGGGGAUCGAGGCGAAUAUGCGGGCCAAGGGAUGGCGUAAAGAUGCUGCGCCGAGCUCAAUCUGAGACCUGGGUAUUGUAUACCCGAUAAAAAUAAUCAAUCUGUAUCACAUAGGGGCACAAGCUUGACGUUUCUGGGGGACGGCGUUUCUGACGGGUUAUUACAUACAGGUGGGAGAUCAGGAGUUCGGGGUAUGAACAGCCUGGCGUGCGAAACAACGGGACUUUGGA
Molecule: messenger RNA, 1571 nt
Organism: Chaetomium strumarium
Lineage: Eukaryota; Fungi; Ascomycota; Sordariomycetes; Sordariales; Chaetomiaceae
Product: RNA pol II accessory factor, Cdc73 family-domain-containing protein
Exons: 2
Coding region: 183-1406 (407 amino acids)
Biological process (GO): positive regulation of transcription elongation by RNA polymerase II; transcription elongation by RNA polymerase II
Cellular component (GO): Cdc73/Paf1 complex
Molecular function (GO): RNA polymerase II complex binding
Source: RefSeq, a predicted model, not a curated record